AAAGCAUGGUUAUGGGCAUGCAGCGCAUGCAGCAUUAACAUUUCCAAUCACCACCUUGGCAUGGCAGUGUUAAAGCCAUUCGUCCUUUUCAUGCACCUUGUUUCUCUCUUGUGCUUGCAAUCUGGCUCUCCUUUGGUAGCUGGCUUUAUGCAAGGCGGGAACGAGACUGACCGUCUAGCCUUGCUUGCAUUCAAAGCAGCCAUAACCAGUGAUCCCUUUGGAGCUCUAAACUCGUGGAAUGAAUCCGUCCACUUUUGUCAAUGGGUUGGUGUAACAUGUGGCCGCCGACACCAGAGGGUCACUGUGUUGAGGAUUUAUCAUAAAAAACUAUCGGGAUCUGUUUCGCCCCACAUCGGAAAUCUGAGCUUUCUCAGGAAUCUAUGGCUUCGCAACAACAGCUUGAGUGGUGAAAUCCCCCCGGAAUUCGGCCACUUGCGAAGGCUGCAAAAACUAUCGCUGCUUAAUAAUUCAAUUUAUGGUGAAAUUCCCACCAAUAUAUCUAGUUGCUCUAACCUUGUUGGCCUUGAAUUCUCUGGUAAUAGGCUGACAGGAGAAAUUCCUGCAGAGCUCGGUUCUUUGAGUAAGCUCAAGGGACUGUAUAUCGGAGACAACAAUCUAGCCGGAGGUUUGCCUUCUACUCUUGGGAAUCUAUCAUCUCUUGUGGAUUUUUAUGCAAGUUACAAUGGUAUUGGCGGGACUAUACCAGAUACUUUCGGUCGAUGGGAAAAAUUGGAAGUCCUUGGGCUGGUGAUGACGGAGUUGGUCGGUACCAUUCCUUUAUGCAUCUAUAAUCUCUCUUCUAUCACAACCUUUCAAGUUGGAUAUAAUCAAAUCCAAGGCAGCCUUCCAUCAGACCUAGGAAUCACUCUUCCUAAUCUCCAACUCCUAGUUCUUGCUGGUAACUUGUUUACUGGUUCCAUUCCGAUAACAGUAUCCAAUGCUACCAAACUAAAUUACCUUGCCUUGGCGGAAAAUGGAUUUACAGGAAAAGUCCCUUCUUUGGAAAAGCUGCGUGAUCUUGAGAAAAUAACAUGUCACGAUAAUCUUCUAGGAACAGGGGAAGCGGGUGACUUGAGUUUUUUCGACACUUUGACCAAUGCCACUAGAUUGGCACGAGUGUCUCUAGCCGAAAACAACUUUGGAGGUGAGUUGCCUGAAUCAAUCAGCAAUUGCUCCACUGAAUUUGUAUUUUUGAGCUUGGAUUUCAAUAAAUUAGUUGGGAGCAUCCCAUCCGGUAUAGGGAAUCUAAUCAAUUUGCAGGUUCUUUCCAUGUCCCUCAACCGUUUAAGUGGUAACAUUCCUUCUGAUAUCGGGAAUCUUCAAAAGCUGCGGAUUUUGAGAUUCCAUGAUAAUAAUAUCCAUGGGGAGAUCCCAGCAUCUUUUGCAAAUUUAACUUUGUUACUUUAUCUUAAUGCAUCUGGAAAUAAUCUUCAUGGCAACAUCCCUUCACAUAUCGGUAAAUACCAUUUUUUGGUGUCGCUAUGUCUUGAUCAUAACUAUCUUAGUGGUAUCAUACCCAAAGAAAGUGCUAAUCUCUCGUCGUUGUUGGAUCUAAACCUUGCACAUAAUAAUUUGAGUGGUUCCCUUCCGUUGGAAAUCGGACUUUUGCAAAAUCUAGAAAUACUAGAUGUUUCUCAAAAUAUGUUGGUAGGUAGUAUUCCAAGUUCUAUUGGUAGUUGUGUGAAGUUGACGUCAUUAAACGUGGAGGGGAACAAAUUACGGGGCACCCUUCCUUCAACUUUAGCCAAUUUGAGAGGUCUGGAGGAGUUAGAUCUUUCUCACAACAACCUCUCCGGAAAAAUCCCAAACUUUUUGGAGGGCUUUGUCUUUCUAAAGAAAUUAAACCUGUCAUUCAAUGAUUUUGAGGGGGCAGUACCAGAAGGAUGUGUAUUUAAGAAUGCAACUAUCAUUUCACUUGAAGGAAACAAGAAGCUCUGUGGGGGAAUACCUGAAUUGCAGCUGCACAGUUGCAACUCCAAAGGGUCCAGAAACCAUGGAUUUACUCUUGCCAUGAAACUAAUUACUUCUAUAUCGUUAGGGCUUUUGGGGCUGCUUCUGUUCUUGUGUGUCCUAUAUUUUUGUUGGUUUAAAAAGACAAUAAAUGUACCAUCAGUUAAAUUCUUAGGAAACUCAUUUCUCCAGUUGUCCUACCAAAGUCUACUUAAAGCAACUGAUGGCUUUUCUCCAGCCAAUUUGAUUGGUGUGGGUAGUUUUGGUUCAGUAUAUAAAGGAAUUCUUGACGGGGGUCGGAAAGUUGUUGCAGUUAAAGUACUAAACCUUCAAUUCCGUGGUGCUUCCAAAAGUUUCCUUGCUGAGUGUAAGGCCUUAAAAAGCAUCAGACAUCGAAAUCUUCUAAAAGUACUCACAGCAUGUUCAAGUGUCGAUUAUCAAGGUAACGAUUUCAAAGCUCUUGUGUAUGAGUUCAUGAUCAAUGGGAGCCUAGAGGAGUGGUUGCAUCCAAAUGAGAUCGAAGAAGACACCCACAUGGAAUCAAGGCAUUUAAACAUUCUACAAAGGUUAAAUAUUGCCAUUGAUGUCGCAUGUGCAAUUGACUAUCUUCACCAUCAUUGCUCCAACCCAAUACUUCAUUGUGACUUGAAGCCGAGCAAUAUUCUUCUAGAUGAUGAAAUGAUUGGGCAUGUCGGUGAUUUUGGUUUAGCGAGAUUCAUUCAAGAAGCUACCUAUAGCGCUUCUACAAAUCAGUCAAGUUCAAUAGGCAUAAGGGGGUCUAUUGGUUAUUUGGCUCCUGAGUAUGGAUUGGCCAAUGAGGUGUCAACAUUUGGUGAUGUGUAUAGUUAUGGAAUCCUGUUAUUGGAGAUGUUUACCGGGAAGAGACCAACUGAUGGCAUGUUUAGCGAUAGUCUCACUCUCCACAACUUUGUUAAGAUGUCUCUCCCUGAAAAAAUAGCCGAAAUUGUUGAUGCAACAUUGUUUCAGCAAAGAGAAACAGGGCAGGGCAGUUCAAGUAUCGAUAGCAAUCAGAGUCAAAGCUCUCAUACCAGUUACAAAAUUCAGGACUGCGUGAUUUCACUACUUAAAGUUGGAAUUGCUUGUUCAGAAGAACUACCGACACAUCGACCGAACAUCAAUGACGUUGUUCCUCAGUUACAUGCAAUCCGAAACACUCUACUUGACAUUGGAGUUCAUUGAGGCAAAAAGAGCCAGUAUUGUUGGUCAUCACAAGUUGGAGCUUAGCCGUGGCAACCGUGUGGAUGUUGAAGAGUUAUCUUAGUUAUUUUUGAAGUGCCUAUUUAGUUUCUGGUCAAUGUCUUUUAAUUUCUGGUCUAAGAAUCUAUGUUUUGAUUAUCUAGUAAGUUGUGUUUUUGCUUUAAUAGUGGUCUAGGUAUUUGAAAGGUCUGUCUAGGAAAUCAUCUAAUCUUCAUUGAGUCUUGAAGAUUCAUCUUUUGUAAUGCCUCUUUAUAUGUGUUCUAAUGAAUGAAAAAAGUAUAGUUUGGAGUUUGAGAUUUUGAAAA
Messenger RNA from Rhododendron vialii, 3473 nucleotides. RefSeq names its product probable LRR receptor-like serine/threonine-protein kinase At3g47570. The transcript has 3 exons. Gene Ontology annotation, biological process: protein phosphorylation. Lineage: Eukaryota; Viridiplantae; Streptophyta; Magnoliopsida; Ericales; Ericaceae. Gene Ontology annotation, molecular function: protein kinase activity; protein binding; ATP binding. The record is from RefSeq and is a predicted model, not a curated record. The coding region runs from base 61 to 3150 and encodes 1029 amino acids.